ACAUGUGAGCGCUCUGAGGACUUUUAGUGAGAGAGAACUUUUAUUUCUUAUAGGCCUGUGUGUGUGUGUGUGUGAGAGAGUGUGUGUGUGUUUUCUUUUUUUUUUUUUUUUUGGUGACUCCGUGCAUGCACAAACCGCCUUGCUGCGCUCAAAAGGAAUUACAUCUGAAAGGGACGUCACGGCUCUUUUGCAGUUCAUGGUGUUUUUGGGGGGUUUGACUUUUUGGUGUUCAUCAGGAUAAAUUGUAUUAUUGUUUUUUAAUAUUAUUAUUAUUAUUUCAAUUUCCAGAAGCAACAAUAAUUUAUUUUUAAAACAUAUUUCUUAACAGAAGUGAAUCAAAUUUAAAGACACCUGCUUUUGCAAACAGCAUAUUUGUCAUUUUCUUGAAGUAAUUACCUCCUAGGUGGAGAAAUAUAGCCCCCCAAUUUAAAAAAAAAUACAUACAUAUAAUGUAUUGAAGGUUUGACCCACUGUUUUUGAAUAGGAGGUGGUCCAUUUUGUCCUAUUUUCAUUUUUUUUUUUUUUUUUGUUAAUUUUUUUAUGACUUUUUUUAUUUUAAAACUAUGAAGCAUUUGCAAUUUGUGCUUGUCCUGGCCAUCGCGGUCAACGUGUGGGAAUGCGGAGACGCAAAAUUCGGCGAGAGGGGAGAAAUUAGCCCCAGGAGGAGAAGAUGUUACGACGGAAGCUUGCCCAAGCGGCUGAAGAAAAGGGAAAGAAAAGUGUUGCUUGACGGCAGCAGCAGCGGAGAAGUUUGCCACAGGUUGUAUCCACGUGUGUCCUGCUGUCCCACCAGGAGAGCCGCCUAUCAGAUCCUGCACCGCAGGGACGCCAGGAUUUUCUCCACCAAUAACACCGAAUGUGGACGUCUCCUGGAGGAGAUCAAGUGUGCUCGCUGCUCCCCCAAUGCCCAGGUGUUGUUCCACUCCUCGGACAUGGAUAAGAUGCCACACAGGGAGCCAGACCUGCCACGGCUCUGCCAGGACUUCUGCCGCGAGUUCUACUACACCUGCAGGGGGCACAUUCCAGAACUGUUUCAAGCUGAUGUGGACGAGUUUUGCCAGUACUACGGGAGGAGAGAUGCCAGUCCAUGCUUUCCAGAUUUUCAACGAAAGCAACCACAGGGGCAAGACUCCAACUACUUGGGAGAUAGAUUAGAAGAUAUCAGGAAACACAAACACAACUGCUACUGUGCCCAAGAGGUGUUGAGUGGUCUGAGGCAGCCAGUGGCUGUGGUGCACUGUGGGGAUGGAUCCCAGCGGCUCUUUGUCCUGGAGAGGGAGGGAAUUGUCAGGAUACUCACUCAUGAGCUCCAGCUGCUCAAGGAGCCCUUCCUGGACAUCCACAAGAUAGUACAAAGCGGCUUGAAGGGUGGAGAUGAAAGGGGCCUGCUAAGCCUGGCAUUCCACCCCAAUUACAAGAAGAAUGGCAAGCUCUACGUCUCCUACACCACCAACCAAGAGCGCUGGGCCAUCGGACCACACGACCACAUUCUCCGUGUGGUUGAAUACACCGUUUCAAGGAAAAACCCAAACCAGGUGGACACCAGGACGGUCCGAAUGUUAAUGGAAGUGGCAGAGCUGCAUAGGAAACACCUUGGUGGGCAACUUCUGUUCAGCCCUGAUGGCCUGUUGCAUAUUGUCCUGGGAGAUGGCAUGAUCACCCUGGAUGACAUGGAGGAGAUGGAUGGACUCAGUGAUUUCACAGGGUCCGUCCUAAGGGUUGAUGUGGACACGGACUGCUGCACAUCACCCUAUUCAAUACCAAGGAACAACCCAUAUUUCAACAGCACCAACCAGCCACCUGAAAUCUUUGCCCAUGGAUUACAUGACCCAGGCAGGUGUGCAGUGGAUCGACUUCAGACAGACAAUGGGAGUCUCACGAUCCUCUGUACAGAUGCCAGUGGCAAGAACUCAUCAGCAGGGAGAAUAUUGGAGAUUGCAAAGGGUAAAGAUUACGAAAAUGAACCUUCUGUCUAUGACCUGCAGUCCAGUGGAGGAGCACCACCUGUGGGGGGCUUUAUCUACAGGGGCUGCCAGUCUAGAAGACUUUAUGGCAGUUAUGUGUUUGGAGAUAAAAACGGUAACCUGCGGAUCCUGCAAAAGUCUUCAUUAUCAACAUCAGCAGCUGGUGAACAGUGGCUGGAGAAAGCUCUGUGUCUGGGCUCAACUGGUUCCUGUGGCUCUAUGCUUGUGGGACAAAUCUUGGGAUUCGGAGAAGAUGAACUGGGUGAAGUCUACAUACUGGCGAGCAGUAAAAGCAUGGUACAGUCACACAGUGGGAAGCUCUACAAGCUGGUGGAUCCCAAAAGGCCCCACGCCCCUAAGGAGUGCCAGCGUCAGGUGGAGCCUCCAGAGCUGCUGAUGACGGCUUGUUCCAGACACUGUAAGAACGGACACUGCACCCCUACUGGCAAGUGCUGCUGUAGUCCUGGCUGGGAGGGACCCUUCUGCAGAGUUGCCAAAUGUGACCCAGGCUGUCGCAACGGAGGAGUGUGUAUGGAGCCCAACAAGUGCCUGUGCAAGAGCGGCUACUCCGGCGCCCAGUGUGAGAAGAGUGAGCGGGGUAUGCCCAACGACCAGGAGAAAGACGGCAUACUGGACCACAUCAUUGACAUGACCUCGUACCUCCUAGACCUGACCAGCUAUAUCGUAUAGGGGUGCGCAGAGGGCGGCUGCUCCCUGCCGUCAUCCUCAAGUUGACACAAAUCUACCUACCACCACCAGCAGACUCUAAACGAGGUGUCCUUAAUAUGGCCUCUUAAUCUUCCUCACACCCAUACAGGCAUGUACACACAAACACACGCACACACAAAUACAAACAAGAUCCCCAUCGGACUGCUUUUCAUCCACAUCACCAUACCAAACUCUUCCUCUUUCGCCUAUAAGCUACUUGCUCCUGAGCACCAGGCCUGGCAUCCAAGCCGUGUUCACAUUUCAGAGAGACCUGCAGACGGCAGCGAGAGGAUUGACAAGCAUGGCCAAGUUACGGAAGUUCCACUAAGACAUUUCCUCUCUCGCUCAGAAAAAGGCCCAAAUGCGGCUGACUCCACAUGAAGAUCCCCCACUCCUGGUCAGCCAUAGAGGACACUCCAUAGGAACAGACCAUUUUAACCCAAGACUUUCAGAGGUUAUCUGUUGCCUUACUUAAGACCCCCACCCACCCACCCAUCCACAUUAAUGGAGUUUGAGGCAUUUCAGCUGAGACGGUUGAUUGUUCAGGGGUGAUCUAAAGGAUUCAAAAUUUAAGGAGUGGUUGACGAGCUCAAGAUCCAAUUUGUGCCCAUGGUCUUUUUCCAUUUCAAACCUACAUAAAGACUUUGAAGGAACCUCAGGCUCAGUUAUAAAACGCUGAGAGGUCUUUGAGAAUCGUAGGUCACAGAGAGCCUGCAGUGCUUUGUGCUAUACUAUCCGUAAGACGCAAAUACAACAGAGAUAAACCAUGUUGUUCCCCAUAUGAUGUUGUAUUUAGUUUGUGGGCACAUUGUCAUAAAAAGCUGUAACAGUAUACAGUAUGUAUACUUCAUUUUGCAACACUCACUUGGUAUCAAUGUACAGAAACAAUAGCAGACUGUUAUCGACACACAAAUCCGAAUAAUUAAGUGAGAACGUUUUACUGUCAAAGCCAGUUUCAUACAAUCUGAAUGGAGUUGUUGACUCCGAUGCACUGUAUUCCUUUUGUUUUUUCUCUUUCAUUCACUUUAUUAUUCAAAAUGAAUUUAAACAUGUAUUGAAACACAGUGAGAGUAGUUUCAUAUUCACACUCAAACACACACACACACAAAUGCCACACUAGCACAGGUAUGGUUUAACAAAUUCCUGUCAUUGCGUCACACACUGAAACUGAAGCCGAACUCAAAACUACAAAGGGAAGAGAAAGUGCGGUGAUGUAUAUUUCCAAUAGAGCUUACCUAAGUACUACUUAGCAUUGCAAAAAAAACUAUAGCAUUACUAUUGUUAUCAUAGAGGAGGGUUUAUUUUUUUAAGCGUAAUAAUAUAUGGGAGAGAAUGGUGUUUAUAGAAAGCAGUUUUACACUAAGCUUGUCAGUUCAUGUCAUUUCAUGUUCUUGUACUUAUACAUAUGCAGCUUUUGCCUCUGUUAAAAAGACACGAGAGGAAGUUUUUUGUUGUUUUUUUAAUCUACGUUUUUUUUCCCAGUGUAAAAGUAAAGCAUGUCUGUGCCUGCAUAAAGUAAUUCGAAGCAGUUGGCUGAGUCCAUCUAAUUCUUUUCCCUGGCGUGGUUUCAUUACUAUUGUCAGAAUCGUGUCUCUGUUUUGAAAUGAUCAAAGAUCCUGUCAGGCCACCAAGUCACUGUGGAAGCAGUUCACAGUCGAGAGGCAGAUCUUAUCUGUAGAGAGCAGAUUUAAGAUUAACCUGAGGACCUGUCUAAUGGAGAUAAAUUUAAAAAACAACAAAAAAACCUGAAGAUUUAAAGUUAAACUAAUGAGCAUCUGACUCUGAAACGUAGUCAGAGAAACAGUUAAACACAGACAGGGAUCGUCUGGAGCCACAUUAAUGUGUUGUGUCUUCUCAGAUGCCACACUGAAGUUCAUACAGACACAAUAUUCACUUCAACUAAUAACUUAUCUUAUUAAGAUCUCUACAUUAGUUCAAAUUCCAUUAAAUGAAUCUCGACAGAACCAUCAGUCACUGUGUUUUUGAAGGCAAACAAUUGCAGUUUUGCUUUCUCCCGACACUAAAAAACUGGUUUUCGUGUAUCAUGGUUAAUUGAAGUUUAGUGUCCCUCAAGAUGUUUUUGUUGUUCCCCGGCCUCGCUUGUGUUUGCUGAAAUAAAUCAACUCUACCUGGUCUAAAUGAGUCAAAAAGGAAUUCAUGCUGUAAAAUGGAAAAUUAUAAUUUUUUUAGCACUUAAUGUGAAAGUUGCAUUGUAGCUGCUGAGACGGCGUGGUGUGAAUAGAAUAACCAUUUUCAUUAUUUAAGUAGUUACACAAAUAAAAUAAUUAUUUAAGUUCUCUAUGUUGUUUUUACCAUUGUACUGUAUGUGACAUUUUUUUUAUUCCUGUAUUGUAAAUAAAACUAGGGAUAACUUUGUUUCUCUCCAGAAAUAUCAAUAUGUCUAUUAAAAUUUAUAGCAUGUCUGAAAUA
Scomber japonicus (chub mackerel) is the source of this 5102-nucleotide messenger RNA. It is a transcript of the gene hhip, whose product is annotated as hedgehog interacting protein. The record is from RefSeq and is a predicted model, not a curated record. The transcript is spliced from 13 exons. The coding region runs from base 564 to 2654 and encodes 696 amino acids. NCBI's taxonomy places the organism in Eukaryota, Metazoa, Chordata, Actinopteri, Scombriformes, Scombridae.